GCUGCACUCGCUGAAAAGUAUAAUCAAAAUGGCUUCUUCUAUGGGAGGGAUGUUCCCUGGUCAGCAGCCGCCUGGCCCUCAUCCUGCGGGUGCCCCUGGCGCUCCUGGGCAGCCAGGCUUACUACCGGUCGCUUCUGGGAGCAGGAAUCAGAGCAAUAAUACUUUGGUGGAUGAUCUUGAGGCUUCUUUCGAGGCGUGUUUUGCAUCUCUUGUAAGUCAGGACUAUGUGAACGGCACAGAUCAAGAAGAAAUCAGGACUGGUGUUGACCAGUGCAUCCAGAAAUUUUUAGAUGUUGCCAGGCAGACUGAAUGCUUCUUCCUACAGAAGAGAUUACAGUUGUCGGUACAGAAACCAGAGCAAGUUGUAAAAGAGGAUGUGUCAGAGUUAAGGAAUGAACUGCAGAGGAAAGAACUAUUGAUUCAGAAGCACCUCACCAAAAUCCACCACUGGCAGCAAGUACUAGAAGACAUUAAUGUUCAGCACAAGAAACCAACAGAACUUCCCCAAGGCCCACUGGCUUUCCUGGAACAGGCUUCUGCUAACAUUCCCGCCCCCAUGAAACCAAACUGACCAUUGGCAUUAAAACGUUUUUACUUCUGUAAAUAUAUUCUGCAGCCUUUUGUAUUGAUAUUAAAUUACUUUUUUUGUGACUGAA
Messenger RNA from Conger conger (European conger), 656 nucleotides. It is a transcript of the gene med28, whose product is annotated as mediator complex subunit 28. The record is from RefSeq and is a predicted model, not a curated record. The transcript has 4 exons. Gene Ontology annotation, cellular component: mediator complex. The coding region runs from base 29 to 571 and encodes 180 amino acids. NCBI's taxonomy places the organism in Eukaryota, Metazoa, Chordata, Actinopteri, Anguilliformes, Congridae.